AAGGAUUUGCCUCUCUCAUUUCCGAAGAAACUGAACAUUUGCCCUGCACACCUUUCAUCAUCGAGCAAACCAUCAGUAGCGCCCAAGUCUUAAGGGCGGUCAAAAAUGGGGUGUCUACACAUGCCAUGAUGGAGGAGAUGAGAGCUCUUGCUAAAAAUGGCACUUGGGAAUUGGUUGCGGUACCUAAGGGCAAAUGACUUGUUAAAUGUAAGUGGGUGUACACUGUGAAGCACAAAGCUGAUGGUUUAAUUGAACGUAACGAGGCUAGAUUGGUGGCCAAAGGCUUUAUUCAGACUUAUGGAGUAGACUACCAGGAAACAUUUGCACCUGUUGUUAAGAUGAACUCUGUCAGAGUCCUUCUCUCCCUUACCUCUAAUCUUGACUGGCCUUUCCAUCAAUUUGAUGUGAAAAAUGCUUUCCUCCAUGGAGAUUUGGAAGAAGAAAUGUACAUGGACAUUCCCCCAAGCUGUGAGGAUGUUAAAACCAAAGGAAAGGUGUGCCGAUUACGCAAGUCACUCUAUGGCCUUAAGUAGUCUCCUAGGUCUUGGUUUGAGAGGUUUACUUAGGCCAUGGUGAGAUAUGGUUUUAAAUAAAGUCAAGCUGAUCAUACUUUGUUUGUGAAACACUCCUCACAUGGUAAGACGACAACUCUUGUUGUCUAUGUGAAUGAUAUUGUACUCACUGGGGAUGAGUUGAGGAGGUUCCUCGGUUAAAUGAGUAUUUGGCUAAUGAGUUUGAAAUUAAAGACUUAGGUAGCUUGAAGUACUUUCUAGGCAUUGAGGUUGCUUGGUCCAAAGAUGGCAUCUUCAUAUGUCAAUGAAAGUAUGUGUUUGAUUUGUUAAAAGAAAUAGGAAUGCGUGGAAGUAAAGCUUGUGAGAUUCCACUAAAGCCUGGACUAAAGCUUAGCGAGGAUCAAGGAAGCGAGCCUGUAGACAGGGGGAGAUACCAGAGAUUAAUGGGAAAGGGUCUCUAUUUCUCAAAGCAUGGUCAUCUUAGUGUGGAGGCAUAUACAGAUGCUGAUUGGGUUGGAUCUGUAACUGAUCGAAGAUCCAUCUCUGGCUAUUGUACCUUUGUCGGAGGAAAUCUAGUUACUUGGAGAAGCAAGAAACAAAAUGUUGUUGUGAGAUCUAGUGCAGAGGCCGAAUUCAGAGUUAUGACUCAAGGUGUGUGUGAGCUUUUAUGGAUUAGAUUAUUCUUAUGGGAUUUGGGGAUUCAUUAGACAGAUUGUAUGAGGCUAUACUGUAACAAUAAGGCCGCCAUCAAUAUAGCCCACAAUCUGGUUCAACAUGAUAGGACCAAGCAUGUGGAGAUUGAUCAGCAUUUUAUCAAGGAAAAGCUUACUAGUGAUGCUAUAUGUACGCCAUUCGUGCGGUCUGGCGAUCAACUGGCUAAUGUUCUCACCAAAGGAUUAGGGACUAAACCAUUCCGUGACAUUCUCAACAAGUUAGGCAUGAGAGAUAUCUUCGCACCAGCUUGAGGGGAAGUGUUAGAAUGUGUUAGGAUAUUUUCUAUUUUAUUCUUAUUCAGUAUCUUUAUUUGCUGUAAUGGGCCUUUAUUUAGGCCGUAACUCACUCCUAUAAUUAUAUGAUUUAAUAUAAAAGGGUUUGAGAUUCCACUCAUACCUUAACUUUUCUUUUCUCAAAACUCACAAUUAACCCUAGUGGAAAAUUUGUUUUAUUGAUGUGUAUGUCGUAUGUGUGCUUAUUUUAUUUGAUUUUAUCAUUUAUGUACAUCGAAUUAUUUGUAUUCCACUUACACUAUUUACUUCUCAUAUCUAAUGGCAU
Camellia sinensis is the source of this 1784-nucleotide messenger RNA. Lineage: Eukaryota; Viridiplantae; Streptophyta; Magnoliopsida; Ericales; Theaceae. The record is from RefSeq and is a predicted model, not a curated record.